UUCGCUGUUAGUUAGUGCGCUUGGCGAGUUGCAAUAAUCUCAAUUUGCGGUCUUCGCUGUUGUUUGACGUAGGUGACAGUUACCUAACCUAAACAAAAGUGAAUAUAACCUCCAUAAGUAUAUACUUUAAACUCCGCCUUUUAGUUAGUAUUUUACUAAUUGCUGUUACGGUGUUACUUCGAUGAGUUCCCUGGAAUUAUGAUUCACACUGACGACAUCCCUGUUAUUAAAAAAAAUGAUUUAGUACCUUAAAUAAAUGUUGUGUAUACACUUCAUAAAAAACCACGAAGUAUAUUUCCGUGAUGUUCUUGACUGAAAUUAGAUGAUAAUAUAGUGUUAUUUUAACUUGUACAUAAUUAUUUUUUGUUAUUUUACAAAAUGACGGUUACCUAUACUGCAGAAGUGGCCACAGUAAGGGGCCUAGGAUGUUUUUUAAAAUUAUUGAUCAGAUGGCGAGGCAGUAUAUACAAAUUAGUAUGGAUGGAUUUACUUAUAUAUUUAAUUAUUUAUUUUGGUUUGAAUUUUAUGUAUAGAUGGGUCUUAGAUAAAGAUGGUAAAGUAUUAUUUGGGCAAAUAGUAGAAUAUUGUCGUGAAUAUGGUAGCUUAAUACCAUUAUCUUUUGUACUGGGUUUUUAUGUAUCAAUCGUUAUGGCCAGAUGGUGGAAUCAGUACGUUACAAUACCAUUUCCAGAUUCUCUAGCAGUAUUUGUUAGUGCCACUGUACAUGGACAGGAUGAAAGGGGUAGAGUAAUGAGAAGAACUAUCAUGCGAUAUGUAUGUUUAAGUAUUACUAUGACAUUUGUAAUGAUCUCACCUAGAGUGAAAAAGAGGUUUCCUACAUUAGAGCAUUUCGUUGAAGCUGGUUUACUUCAGCAGAGUGAGUUGGAAGUUUUAGCUGACUUGGAAAAGAAAUUUCCAAAUUACGCAAAGCAGUGGUUGCCUGUAGUUUGGGGGUCGAGUAUAGUAACGAGGGCACGUAAAGAGGGUAGAAUAAGAGACGACUUUGCCGUUAAAACUAUUAUAGAUGAAUUGAAUAAAAUCAGGGGGAAGUGUGGCUUACUUUUAGGUUAUGACCACAUAAGUGUUCCUUUAGUAUAUACCCAAGUGGUCACAUUAGCUGUUUACAGUUAUUUUCUUACUAACAUAAUGGGCCAUCAGUGGGUUGAGGGCGGUAAAUACGACUUCGAUCUCUACUUUCCCAUUUUUACGACUCUGCAGUUCUUCUUCUACGUUGGUUGGUUGAAAGUGGCAGAGUCGUUAAUAAACCCAUUUGGAGAUGACGACGACGAUUUUGAAGUUAAUUGGAUGGUAGACAGAAACUUGCAGGUUUCCUAUUUGAUAGUGGAUGAAAUGCACCAUGAACAUCCAGAAUUAGUGAAGGAUCAGUAUUGGGAUGAAGUUUUCCCACAAGAAUUGCCAUACACUGCUGCUGCCGAGGCAUUUAGAGAUACCCAUCCUUUACCUUCUACCGCUAACAUUGCCCUAAGACCGCAGGAACAAGAAUUCGUAGGUCCUACUUCAUUAAAAAUUGACGAUAUGCAGGCAUAUGCAGACGGAGGACCUAUCACCUUUUCCGCCAAGCCCAGAAAUAUUAGCUCCGUUAGGUCUAGAGGUUCGCAAAGCUCUAUUGGAACUUCUGUACCAGAUUCCAUAUCUAGAGUGAAUUCUGUGACGAACAUGUUGAGAAGAUUUUUCAGUAGAGAAGAUAGUAGAACAGAACCGGCUAAGUCUGAGACAAACGAGUUAAAUAAUUUAAUUCCAGGUUCUGAAUCUUUCGGGAAAGGCAGCGUUAAAAGAAUUGCCGAUCAAGUCAUCGAAGAGGUUGACGAGCAAACAACGAUAACAUCACAGCGUUCCGCCAAGGAAUCCCGCCCGACGGUGAUGAAUUUAUUUGGGCCCCCACCAGCAUCUGACCCGAUUAAUGUUCCUCAGUCCCAUAGUUUCCAUAACCCAAUGCCAGAGGUUUAUGAGCCUUAUCCGCGAAUAUCAACCUCGGCUCCUGAUACCAACGGUAAUAUCCCGGAUGUGAUGGACAGAGUUAGUAUAGGGAAUUCCGAUACGGACGAGGAAGAUGACGAAUUCAGUAAGUUAAAGAAGAAGCGAGACGAGGAGAGACUUAGUAGGAUAAAGCAGAAUUUGUCGAGAUCUCUUAGCAUAAAAAAUGACGACACGGAAGCGCUGCUCAACAGAAGAAGGUCUUCAAUUUUGAGUACCGCUCCAUCCACUCCUCUGUCGCCGCAACCCAUUUUUACUAUGCAGGCGUAAAUUAAGUAGUUUUUAAGGGAACCACCACUGUUGUUAAGAUAAUCGCAUAGAAUAGUUUCUUCGUGGUAGAUUUUUUUAUUGCCAUAAAUAUUAGUUUCACAAUUCGGCUAAGGAAAUCUUUUAGGUGAAUAGCUAAAACGUGAUUGUUUGUAGACAAUAAUUUUGUACUUCCUACGAUUUGGUAGGAAUUUAUAAGUUGUUUGCUAGUCAUAAUUUAUUUGAGUAAGUUGUCAUUUAGAAAGCUUCAGAUUUUUUUUUCGAAACAUUAUGUUUGAUCUUAAAGCGGCAUAAAAACAAUUAUAAUACUUUGUUGCACAGAACGGUUAUUUUCAAAUUGAUAUAGUAUGAAUAUAAUCGUGAUUUUUGUUAUGAAGUCGAGGCUUACCAAUAGAGAUUUUUUGGCACACUUAAAUAUUACCACAAAUUUCAUGUUUUGCCUUUUGAAAAAUACUUAGUAAUUUCCCCAGCGAA
Anoplophora glabripennis (Asian longhorned beetle) is the source of this 2736-nucleotide messenger RNA. It is a transcript of the gene Best1, whose product is annotated as bestrophin-4. Bases 379 to 2265 code for a protein of 628 amino acids. The transcript has 11 exons. The record is from RefSeq and is a predicted model, not a curated record. Lineage: Eukaryota; Metazoa; Arthropoda; Insecta; Coleoptera; Cerambycidae. Gene Ontology annotation, molecular function: chloride channel activity.